AUGUCUGACAACGGAGAAAUCGAGGUCGAGAACCCCACCGGCAUUGCCAUCCUCCCCAAGGAUGUCACCGACGAGCAGGGCAGCUGGUCCUACGAGGAGGUCGAGGUCCGCGACAUCUCAUUGACCGACUACAUCCAGAUCCGCUCGCCUGUCUACAUCUCACACUCCGCCGGCCGAUAUGCCGUCAAGCGGUUCAGGAAGGCCCAGUGCCCCAUCAUUGAGCGUCUCACCAACUCGCUCAUGAUGAACGGCCGUAACAACGGAAAGAAGCUCAUGGCUGUGCGCAUCGUCGCUCACGCUUUCGAGAUCAUCCACAUCAUGACCGACCAGAACCCCAUCCAGGUCGCCGUCGAUGCCAUCGUCAACUGCGGUCCCCGUGAAGACUCCACCCGUAUCGGUUCCGCCGGUACCGUCCGUCGCCAGGCCGUCGAUGUCUCUCCCCUCCGCCGUGUCAACCAGGGUAUCUCCCUCCUCACCAUCGGUGCCCGUGAGGCCUCUUUCCGCAACGUCAAGAGCAUUGCCGAGUGCCUUGCUGAGGAGCUGAUCAACGCUGCCAAGGGUAGCAGCAACUCGUACGCCAUCAAGAAGAAGGAUGAGCUCGAGCGUGUCGCCAAGUCCAACCGAUAA
Alternaria ethzedia is the source of this 627-nucleotide messenger RNA. RefSeq names its product ribosomal protein S5 (gene RPS5). Gene Ontology annotation, cellular component: ribosome; cytosolic small ribosomal subunit. Lineage: Eukaryota; Fungi; Ascomycota; Dothideomycetes; Pleosporales; Pleosporaceae. Gene Ontology annotation, biological process: ribosomal small subunit assembly; translation. The coding region runs from base 1 to 627 and encodes 208 amino acids. The record is from RefSeq and is a predicted model, not a curated record. Gene Ontology annotation, molecular function: mRNA binding; structural constituent of ribosome; rRNA binding. The transcript is spliced from 4 exons.